Molecule: messenger RNA, 5155 nt
Organism: Plodia interpunctella (Indianmeal moth)
Lineage: Eukaryota; Metazoa; Arthropoda; Insecta; Lepidoptera; Pyralidae
Product: chondroadherin-like
Exons: 9
Coding region: 375-2510 (711 amino acids)
Molecular function (GO): protein binding
Source: RefSeq, a predicted model, not a curated record
CGCGCUUGCCGCCCCUCAGUCGCUCGGCAGCUUGCGUCGCGGAUACACGUGCGCCACGUCCGAAGAUUACGACCGCACGUAGUCUUCACGAACAUAAAAUUAAAAAAAAUCUGUUACUGGUUACUGUGCCUGCAAGUCCCUGGGGGAACGUCAACUUUUACUAACUGGAUCCGUUCUGGUUUUUUCACUUUUAUUGUUUAUCCUUAGCAAGUGCAAAAUGUGAUGUUAUGUGUGUUCAUUGAGCGUGCCGUCCUGUGUAACGUUAAAGUGAACUCGAUGGAUGUAAUGUGCUUUUGAAUUUGGAGUCUUAUUUGGUCCCUCGCACCGGAUUCAUAUUUUAAAAGAUACGGAAUGACAGCAAGCAUACCACUACCAUGAUAUCUGCAGCAUCCGCCUUUGAAAUGAGAUGGAGAACGAACCUUCAGAUACGCAAAGGUCGUAACUUGGGCAAUAACUCCAACAUGUCUUCGGCAAUAGUCUCUUCGCGUAGCUACAGAAUAUCACCGAUAUCAAACGCACAGACAUCCCUCCUAAAGAUGGCGUCACGGUUCGCGCACAGUGCUGCCACCUUCCUCACUUCCAGCACGUUUAUGGUGCUGCUUAUAUCCCUUGAACUCCUGGCGUGGCGCAGCGGAGCGGCCGCGCUGGCUAACUGCCCUGGCGGUUGCAGUUGCAACGAUGACACUCUGGUCGUAGUCUGCGAAGAGAGCCGGCUAGAUGUCCUCCCCAUCGCCCUCAACCCCUCCAUCCAGCGACUCAUCAUCCGCAACAACAAAAUCAAAACCAUCGACAGUUCGAUGCAGUUCUACGCCGAGCUGCAACAUCUUGACUUAUCCCAAAACCAUCUCGUCAACAUCCCGACGAACAGCUUCGCGUACCAGCGUCGGUUGCAAGAGCUACACCUCAACUACAACAAAAUCUCUUCUGUAACCAACACCACCUUCCAAGGGCUCAACUCUUUAACUGUCCUUAACCUCAAACGGAACUUCCUAGAGGAACUCACCAAUGGAGUAUUCUCCAAUUUACCAAGACUGGAAGAACUAAAUUUAGGUCAAAAUAGAAUAUCGAGAAUUGAACCGAAAGCUUUUGCUGGACUAUCAGCGUUGAGGAUUCUUUACUUGGAUGACAACCAACUAAGUUCGGUACCUACAACUUCCUUCAGCGUCUUAGGAAGUCUAGCUGAGUUACACGUGGGCCUUAACGCGUUCUCUUUUUUACCUGAUGACGCCUUUGCAGGCCUUAACAGACUUGCAGUGUUGGAUUUGAAUGGAGCUGGUCUCUUCAAUAUCAGCGACAACGCGUUCAUGGGUCUGCCGGGAUUGAGGAGUCUCAAUCUUUUCGGAAACAGACUGAGCGUGGUGCCCACACAUCAGCUGUCCGGUCUCACAAGGCUCGAAGAACUGUACAUUGGACAGAACGAUUUUUUAGCACUAGAGAGCCACUCAUUCAAAGGCUUAAAAAACCUGAAGUUAUUAGAUAUAACAGGUGCCACUCAGCUCGAGCGAGUGGAAAAAGGAGCUUUUGAGGACAAUGUCAAUUUAGAGACUGUGGUGUUAGCGAAUAACAAGAAAUUAGCCGCAAUCGAGGACUGUUCUCUGCUUGGAUUGCCCAAAUUGAAACAUGUUUCUCUCAGAGACAACGCCAUCGUUAGCAUAAGUGAAACGGCGUUCGUCGGAAAAGAACUAAAGCAGUUAGAUAUAACGGAUAAUCCUAUAUUCUGUGACUGUCAGUUGUUGUGGCUCAGAGAACUGCUGAAUGACAAGAGCAACUUUACACAAGUCCAGUGUGCUGCCCCCGAGCACUUGAAAGAUAAAUAUCUAAGGACUCUGAACGCAGACGAUCUCGGCUGCGUGCUACACGACACGCGAAAACACACCAUAAUCGCCGCCGCCAUAGUCGGAGCGGUGGUAGUUGUGAUGACAUUAGUGUUAAUAAUAUACAAGCGCAAGAGCGUCCAAGAGAAACUGAAGGGUUACAAGUGGAACAAAGGUCGCAAAAACCUGGAUUACCACAAGCCAAUAUCAACAGAGGAGGACUGUAUCCUAGAGCUUUACGCCUCUCCGAGCGUGUUCUUCAUGUCGGGCGGCCCGGGCUCCGCGCGCCGGCCGCCGCGCUCGGGAGGCGGCGGCACGCUGCCCGCCGACGGCUUCACCUACAUCGACCGCCGCGCGCCGCAGCCGCUCACCCUCAACAACGGCGCCCCCGCGCACCACCUCAACAACGGCUCGCUGCGGUCCUUGCCCGACAAGAAGAACAACCGGAACGGCGUCGUCUGCCACCCGGAGAACUUCCAGCGCAACCUCGACACGCGGUACUCCCGCAAACAGGAGAACGGCUAUCUGCGGAACUCGGAAACGAUAAUCGGCUUCCCGAGAAACGACAGGGAAUACGAGCGGGAACACCAGGAGUACAGCGAACCCGAGUACUCCAUCAUCCCGGAGAACGGCUACGGCCGCCCGAUGGACGACUACCCGCGCUCCUGUAGCCAUUCCAACACCUUCAACUGUUGAGUGAGCGAGUGAACUCUUCAAUCGUUUGUGAUCUUGUAAUUCUAGCAAUAAAUCUUCAUUCCAUUAAGUUUUUCUACGGACAGACUCGAUGCGAUGGGACGUAGUGCUCUAGAGCGGUUAGUGGCGUUAGAUAACGGUCCGGUGUACGUACGACCAGUGAAGACUAUCUGUAUCGUAUAAUUCGAUUUAAAAGAGUACCUUAUUUGUAAAUUAUAAAUUUAAGUAGUGAUGGAUCUAUUUUUCAAUGGGACGUCGGAGCGUGAAAGUGUGACUUUCAUUGUGGAGGAGGCGUACGAUGUACAGACUAGUCGCAGUAAGAUUGGGCUCGUGCGCGCGCGCGGCUCGGAGUGUGACUGUACAGCCUGGCCCAUUAUUGCCAAACGUUCUUUCGCCAUUUCAAUUCAAGUCCAGUAAAUAAAUGUGUAUUUUUAUAUACAUGUCGAUAACAUUGUCAAAAUUCUACCAAUAGUUGUGUGGUGUGGUGCGGUGAAAGCGAAACGGCUCGGUUGUCUGGGACAGGUUGCACAUCAUAAAGUAUGUGAUUUGUAUUUUUCCGUCAUGUAAGAUGGAAUUUGUAUUUGAUUUUGUACAAAAAACCAUUCCAUAAGAAGUCUUUUUAAUAAUAUCUAAUAUUUUAUUUAUGGAUAAAGUAAGUGUGCGUUAAAUAAGACACCAAUAUGAAAAAUAUUAGAUUUAAAAUAAGUGUAAAUAUAUUUAUGCUAUAUUGAGAUAUUUAUAAAAUUUAAUACGAUCUUGUUCUUCUAAAAAUUAUCAUAAAAUUAUUUCCCACACUGUAUCGUUUGCUCUAUGGACUGACAUCCUCCAAGAUUUCUUAUAUCCAACACUAUUGUAUUGUUGCUUACACUUACGCACAUAUUGUACCUAGGUACUGAGUAGGUACUUUGUGCACCUGUUGUUUCCAAUGUUGACACCAACCAGUCUUGUCUCAUGACACGGUGACCUUGUAUAUUCAGUUGAUUUAUUACUAGGUAUCUGAAAAAUAAAUAGAAUAUUAUUUUCUGAUUUUGCUGCUAUAAAUAUAUCGUUUCGAUUAUAAUAACAUUUAAUUAAUGGGUAAAUCAAUAAUUUGAAAGGGGUAAAUCAUAAUUUUGCAAUUCUAUCGUCUUAAUUUGAUUUUGAUAUGUUCUGUUACGUAGUUAAAAAAAAAACUUUUAAUAAAGAAUUUCUCACAAUUUCAACUAUGGUCAAAGUGUUAUAAGACUUUUGUAAUGCUCAAUCAUAAUGCAAUUUUUAUUAAGAAUGAUAUAAUUGUAUGUAACUAGUCCUUAUUAUGUGUUUUGUUUAUAUGAACGUACAUAAAUAAAUCCGAAAUACCUAAAUCUAAUUUCCGAAAUAAAUUGUAUGUUAUAUUGAGAUUUAGGGAAACAUUGGGUCAACGAUUUAAAUUUAUUGUGUUAAUUAGAUUUAUAUAUAUUUUUGAAAGAAUAAAGAACCUUACAAAUGUCCUUAUAAAAAAAUAAACUGUAUACCGAAUCAAAUUCAUCAUUAGCCCUCAUAUUGCUAACUUAAAACUGGCAACAUCAUUGUUAUAUUUACUUACCUCUUCAAAAUUCUACAAUCAUCAUGCAUUGAACUUUUUAUUUAAAAUCUUAUACCUAGUAGGUAGUCUUUAGCUUCAAAAUAGUCAAUAUUAGGGCUAGAUGUUAAAUUUGUGUCUGUACAAUCCAUAGAAAUAGAAAAAGUGACAAACUAAAAAAUGUAUUUCUGAUUUAGCAUCCUACAAAGAUAGAAUAGUUUAAUAUUUUUAUAAGGGCAAUGAUAUUUUGUUUCUUUUAUAUCAUUACACGUUUCUAAAGCGUACAGAACAACGCCUUCCUAAUAAUACAGAGCACAUUUUCAUAUCAUUAAAUAUUAUUGUUACUUUAUAAUAAUAACUGGAGUUUGGAAGACGACUACUGUACGGUGUCAUACCGUGUUGUUACCACCCUUGUUGCCACGCAAUAUUUUCUAAGAAUAGAUUUAAAAUAAAAUAUUUAAAACUACAAAAUUUAGAGAAGUACUUACCUACAACAUAAUUUAUACAUGAUUAACUAAAUAUUGAAUCUAAUCGAUUUUGUUUAAUGUAUUACCUAUUGGAAAAUAUAAAAUUAUUUGAACAAUUUUAUAUUUUUCAAUAGAUUAUGAAGUUAUGAAGAAAAUCCCUAGGUACCAACCGCUUGCCUUCCCCUGCAGAUUAUAAAGUUAAACAAAAAAUAAAUAAUAAAAACAUAAUUUUGCAAUUAAAUAAUUGAUUUUAGCAGAAAACUGAAGAUUCUUAUCAUAGGCUAUGAUGAAAAGAAUCUCCACUUUUAGUUUCCACCGAUAAAUCUAGACAAAAUCAACCAUGUACCUAGUAGUCGUCUACCUCCAGUAGAAUCACUAUUAUUAUACCUAUGUACCUAAACCUAUCUAAACACUCUAAAUUGAUCCUUAUCGUUCAUGUAAAUACGAGAAACUAAAGACUAAUUUGGCACAUGCUGGUGCCUACUGAUGCCUAAAAUGUAUACAAAAAAAACAAUGAAUACAUAUGAGAAUUGUGAUUAGCGUAUUUCAUGACAUCGUAAUAGAUCAUUGGUCAUUUCUGUACUUUAUUGUAGUUAUUACCUACAUACAAACUCGAUAAAUAUAACAUACCUCAAAUUCGA